Molecule: messenger RNA, 5759 nt
Organism: Odontomachus brunneus
Lineage: Eukaryota; Metazoa; Arthropoda; Insecta; Hymenoptera; Formicidae
Gene: aralar1
Product: calcium-binding mitochondrial carrier protein Aralar1
Exons: 18
Coding region: 265-2340 (691 amino acids)
Biological process (GO): aspartate transmembrane transport; malate-aspartate shuttle; L-glutamate transmembrane transport
Molecular function (GO): L-aspartate transmembrane transporter activity; L-glutamate transmembrane transporter activity; calcium ion binding
Source: RefSeq, a predicted model, not a curated record
CGCGAAGAAUCGCGCGCGGCCGACCGCGAACAGUUGCCCGUCGGAGUGUCGACGAGAAAGUGUUGUCCUGUGAAAGUGUUUGCCGGGUUGCGGACACCCGAGAUCAGCCGACCACCCUCUUCUUCUCUUCCUCACCCUGACUCCGUCUUUCUUUCGCUCUCUGCGGCGCUGCACCGCACCGCGGCGCUCCCGUUUCUACCCCCCUGGUGAGAGGACCGAGCAUCACCCGUGACGGAAAGGCUCGAGGUAAACUUCCUCCUGGGAAUGUUGAGGGACUCGCUUGUCGUUCGAGCGUCCUGCCAAGAGGGUUCCGGGUACUUAAAGCGUGCGAACACUGAACGCCUCCAUGAAAUUUUUAACCAGUACGCCACACAGGAGAAGAAUGGCGAGAGGUUCAUGACCGCGUCUGACUUUGUACGCAGUUAUCUUGGCCUUUACACGGAUGCCGAUUAUAAUCCCGAUUCUGUCAGUUUACUUGCUGGUAUCGUCGACACCAGUAAAGAUGGACUCAUAUCGUUUGCCGAAUUUCAAGCUUUCGAAGGUCUCCUCUGUGUACCAGACGCUCUAUACAAGACAGCUUUUCAGCUCUUUGACACUAAUGGAAAUGGAAUGGUUGCAUUUGACGAGUUCGUUGAGGUGAUGCGGAAAACUGUGCUGCACCAGAAGAUGCCCUUUAAUAUGGAUAGUAGCUUUAUCAAACUUUACUUUGGCAAGGAUAAGAAGAGGCUGAUCAGCUAUGCGGAGUUCAGUCAAUUUUUGCACGACUUUCACGAGGAAUACGCGACGGAAGCCUUCAAGAAAUUCGAUAAGGAUGGCGCAGGUUUCAUUUCCGCAUUGGAUUUUCAAGACAUCAUGCUCAGUAUUAAGAGUCAUCUCCUGACGAAAGACGUGAGAGAUAAUCUAAUCGCUGCAGUUGGCGCCGGCCAAAGCGGGCGAAAAGUCAGCUUUCCGUACUUUAUGGCGUUCAACUCUCUUUUGAAUAACAUGGAACUUAUUAAACGUAUCUACUUGAACGCGACCAACGGCCAUAGAUAUCAAGAAGUUACUAAAGAGGAAUUUCUGUAUUCUGCACAAAUGAUGUCCCAGAUAACCCCGUUGGAAGUAGAUAUCCUGUUUCAUCUAUGCGACUUGCUCCACCAAACUGGACCUACGGAAGAUGACGAGGCAGAUUCGCGGCUUGGGAAAAUUGUAUACAAUGAUCUCGUGGCUAUUACACCUGAGCAGUAUUUCAAGCAAAUAACAAAACGCGUUGCCGAGAUUAAGGCGGUGUCGAGCCCGGACGAACGCGGUGUUAUUGUGCAAAUGCUCGAAAGUGGAUACCGGUUCGUGCUUGGUUCCAUUGGUGGAGCCGUUGGAGCCACGGCUGUAUACCCGAUCGACUUGGUGAAGACCAGGAUGCAGAACCAGAGAACUGGGUCCUUCAUAGGCGAGCUGAUGUACAGGAACAGCUUUGACUGCUGUAAAAAGGUCAUACGACACGAAGGCUUCUUCGGCCUUUAUCGAGGUCUGAUGCCUCAGUUAAUGGGGGUAGCCCCUGAAAAGGCUAUCAAACUGACAGUCAACGAUUUCGUCAGAGACAAGUUUAUGGAUAAGAACGGAAAUCUGCCAGUAUACGGAGAAAUCUUAUCUGGCGCCUGUGCCGGAGCGUCUCAAGUGAUAUUCACUAAUCCAUUGGAGAUAGUGAAAAUCCGAUUACAAGUGGCCGGAGAGAUCGCAGGUGCGUCAAAGGUGAGAGCGUGGGCCGUCGUCAAGGAGUUAGGUCUUUUUGGAUUGUACAAAGGCGCCAGGGCCUGCUUUUUACGAGAUGUACCGUUUAGUGCGAUAUACUUUCCUAUGUACGCUCACACAAAAGCGCGAAUGGCCGACGAAGGUGGUUACAAUACACCAUUGUCGCUUCUCGCUUCCGGUGCGAUCGCCGGUGUGCCUGCGGCAGCGCUGGUCACUCCUGCGGACGUAAUAAAAACGAGAUUACAGGUCGUAGCUAGGGAAGGCCAAACCACGUACAACGGGCUGUUGGACUGCGCGAGAAAGAUCUAUAGGGAAGAAGGCGCUAGGGCAUUCUGGAAGGGCGCAACAGCUCGAGUGUUCAGAUCGUCGCCUCAGUUCGGUGUCACUCUUUUCACAUACGAAUUGCUGCAAAGGCUGUUCGUCGUCGACUUUGGAGGAUCUCGACCUACCGGGUCGGAGCAAAAGGUGCCUACCAUGGGAGUCGCGGACGAGAUUCGAUCAACGAAUCCAGAUCACAUAGGUGGCUACCAAGUAGCUCUGCCCAUCUUCACGGGUAUAGAAACCAAGUUCGGUCUUUGCCUACCCAGGUUCCAGGCUAUUACUGGAAAGUAACGGUGCCAUCAGCAGCUGCUAGAAAAACGAGAGAGGAAAACGAGGAAGAACAAGCUUGUAGCAACCCCUGCCAUAAAAGUAACGUGUGCGAGUCGCUGAGCCGCUCUCCAUCGAGCGCGCGUGAAGCGAGCGAGGCGAGCGUUCAUGAACUACAAAUUGUGACAGCUCGUCAAAACGUUUCCAUCUCUUCUCGACGAUCGGCUCGGCCAUUUCGAGUUGGGUACCAAUUGUACACAUCGGCAAUAAGAAGGAACGGCCGCGUCGGUCCGUUGAACACGAUGACGCGCGCACGCAUGCAUGCGUGGUUGUGUAAAUUUUAUAGACGAGGGAGAAGUACAAAAAUCCGCCGUUCGCGGUAUGCCCGGAGGAAACGUUCGUGAUAGCUGAGUCGAUGCAGUCAAUUGAUAAAACACAAAUAAAAAGAAAAAAAAAGAAGAAACGGAUGGCAUUGAAAAUUAUUUAUUUUGAUACUAUAUAGAUACGUUAUAUCAAAUUUGAUGCCAUCUGUGCGUAAUUAUUUUACAUUGCGAGAGAGAAAGAGACAUUUAUCGACGGUUCUGCGUGAGUUGUUACUGGCUUGAAACGCGUCCGCUGCCGUAAGCGCGUGUAAGCAACCCAACCGAGAGUGCACGUUCGUUAAAUUACAAACGAUUAAACGCCAAUGGACAUGAGUGUGAUGUUCUAGCAGAGAUUACUAAUACGCGAUGGCCCCCCGACGUGUGUACGUACUGGAUAUAUACAUACAUCUAUGUAGAUUUUAACGCGAGUUAGGCCUUUGUAAUUGCGAGUUAUAUCGUUUAUCCGAAUCCGCCUACUUGUACAGCUGGUGAAGAGCGUAGGGCGGCAGUAAAUCUGUUUUUAAAUUGUCGCACGGCGCUUCAUCGACAAAAUACAUGCGUAGAGACACACGUGCGUCCGUUAUUGAAGGACGAAAGAGAGACAGAGAGAGAGAGAAAGAAAGAGAAACAGAGAGGGACUACACUGACGUCCCAUCACGUCAUUUAUCCGAAAUGCAGCGAAUCCUACAUUUACGUCUUGCGGAGCGAACUAAAUAUAUAGUUCGAUGUUUACCAUAGCGAGAUAUACAAAUUUUCGAGGACGAGUCUUAUUAAAAUUGUGACGAAAAUCGCAGCGGAAGCGUCUUCUCUCCGUUCGUGUCUCAGAGUGAUUGAGCGAUUGGGGUAAAACGAGAGGAUAGAUUUUCGUUCGAUAUUUGCGACAAUCAUGAUUUCAAUUGGAACGGAUUUAUUGACACUCGACAGCACCACCAGUUCUACAAUUACGUGCGCGAGCAGAGAAGAACAAAGUUUAACGCACACAACCGAGAAAAUUUGUCGGCGAUGGCAGUUGAUUAGGAAAUUGUACACGUUGAAAUGCAUUUCUGUAAUUUCUGUAAUCAUCUCGUUUCUUUUUCUUCCUUUUUUACAAUGGAGAGGUAUACGCAGGACGAGUGUAGCGAGAAAAUUUUCUGGAAGGCAGAACUUCGAACCGCGAGGCAGACAAUAUGCGAUUUGUUUAACGCGCGCACGCGCGUGAGUUUCCAUUGUAUAUUUAUAUUAUCGCCUGCAGAGAGAGAGGGAGAGAGAGAGAGCGAUGCGGAAUUGAGAAUACGAAGUUACGAAUCAUCUGCGCAUAAUUUACAGAGAUGUGAAAAUUAUUAGAAUAAUUUUGAUUUCUUCAUUAAUUUUCUCUAAUUUUUUUUCAAUAAGUGCCCAAUUUCAGGAAAUAUUACAGUUUGUUAUCAAUAUUUCUUAUAGAUCUAAAAUGAUUAUAGAUUUGUAUUACACAUUGCACAACUAAAUGACCGAUUAUUUCACAAAAAUGAACUUUAUUUACUAAAAAUAAACUUUCAAGUAUUUAUUUUUAGUAUAUAUAAGUAUUUCGGUUAUUUUUUAUAUAAGUAUAUACAUAAUUCAUAUAUAUGAAUUUAUAUAUACAUAUAUAUACUUUUACAUGCAAAAUAUAUCUUACAACAGAAUUUGAUAUAUAAUAAGCAUUGCAUAUGCAUUAAGCAUUUAUUAAGAAGAUCAAUUAGAAAAAAACGAAUAAAGAAUUAAACUUAUUCUAAUAAUUUUGACACCUCUAUAUACCUCUGUAUACCAACGACAAAUUUCUUAAGUGAUUCUUUCGAGCGUUUUAAAUUUGCAACAAGCGUUUUUCAGGCAGUAGAGGAGAUUUUCUGUUUGUAAAAGUUGUUGAAAUAGAUGUCACGUAUAGUAAAGUUAUAGCUCGAGUAUUUUGCCCGAAGCGAUUCUUUUCUCACGACUUUGUACGGAUAUCUGAGCGGGACGAUCGAGCUUUUUUACAUCGCAAUAUUAUCACGGGGUGAAUAAACGAAGGAAAUAACGGGGGAAUAAUUUAUUACGGCUUAUCUUUCACAAUACGAUCGAUAUAUUUAAUAUUCUCGCGAGACGAUCCUUUACGCUUAAGCGAUCUCGAACACGAACGACUACGUUGAGCGCGGGUUGAAGAAAGAUGCGUCGACAUUGACGUCCCUUUUACGCUUUGCUUCUUGAUAUAACUCAUUGGAGACUCGAUAGACUCGAAAACGGUUGAUUUACGAGCGAGUUGUGUGAAUUCAAGAGCUAGGAUAUUUUUGUAACGUUUGUAUUCAUGUAGAAAAUGUAGGGAGAACUUAAGAGAUUUUCUCGGCGAAGAGACACUCUCCUCUUUUCCCGUAUAUUAAAGAACAAGAAGAGGAAAGACAAGAACAAAAAGAAAAGACAAAAGAAAUACAUAGAAAACUGAAAUUAAGACGCGUUUUAGACGCCCGUCUUAUAAUACGAAAAUUUAUCACUCGUAGGCAGAAUUGGCCGCUUUACGAAUCUAGCAAUUUGUAGUUUCGCGGACUUCUUUAGUCGAUGUACUCUUUCUACUAUAUAUUUAAAAAAUACAGUUCUCCGGGCAAUAGAAUGGGUAAUCGGUAAUCCGGGUGUGUAUGGUGUAUAUGUGUGAUCACACACAUAAAGAGACACGACCACACACACGCGCUAUUGCACAAAAGAUAUAGCACUGCGCGAGCGGGCCUUCUCUUCUAUAGUUGUAACUGCCAUUCGUUUUAGCUUCUUUGUAAAUAUAACUGACAGGCGCAUAUUGUAUAUAAAUGAAAAGACAUAUUUAUAUGCAAUAUAUCUUAUCAUUCGUUUAUCAAUUCUGUGCGAUGUGUGCACAUCAUCAUUCAAGAUCGAUCAAAAUUAUUCGCGUCAUCAAAGGCAUCAUUUUGAUGUUUAAUUCUUUGCGGUCCUGUGCCGAGCUUGACUCGAUAUCGAAUCUCUUUUUGCUCUUUUCCAAAGUGAAAUCUUGUGUAGGAAAGUUUCAUGGUUUUUCAUAGCGUAUAUUAUGUUACUAAAAUGGUCGAUUGAUGAUGUUUAUCUUAAGCUAAACAGUAACUAUACUAUAUACAAAAAUAACAGUAACGA